AUGGCGUCGCGCAAUACCUUCCAAGGUACGCCGCCGUUCCCAGACGACAUACCCACGGCGUCAAUGAGUACCAUCUCCCUGGCAACCCUGCGUUCGGGAGGUGAAGAAGCCGCGAAAAGCCUCCUUGCAGCUUGUCGAGAGCUGGGUUUCUUCCAGCUGGAUCUGGACGGGGACGUUCUAGGGUUGGAAAUGAUGAAAGAUAUUGACCAGCUCUUCGUGGUUGGAAAAGUGAUCAUGAAUCUUCCUUCGGCGGUGAAAACACAGUACCUUCACGACGCCCCAAGAAGUUUUCUCGGGUUCAAACCACGCGGCGGUGCCAAAACUGAGACGGAUGAGCCAGACCGCUUUGAAUGGCUCAACCUUGGGCAGGACAGCUUGAUGGGAGCCUCUGCCCAGCAGCCUGUCCCACCGCUGGUACAGUCUCACCUAGCGCUCUUUACCUCAUUCCUCAAGCACGGUCAAAGCAUCGUCGCCACGAUCAGCUCCACGAUCGCGACACAGCUCGGCCUGCCGCCCGACACUUUUGCAUCCUUGCAGGACCCUUCCAAGCCCUCUGGCACCGUGAUACGCCUCAUCAAAGCAUUUGCUAGCCCGGACCCGACGGAUCUCCGAACCAGCAUGAUACAUCACACGGACUUCGGGACGAUUACCCUUCUUGCAAACGUGCUCGGUGGCCUGCAGAUUCUGGCUCCGGGAAAGUCACCGGGCGAUGAUUCGGGCUGGCUGUGGGUGCGGCCGCGCCCGGGCUUUCUGGUAGUGAAUCUAGGUGAUGCCAUGGUCCAGUGGACGGGUGGGCUGCUGCGGAGCAACGUUCACCGCAUCAGAUAUGCACCUGGUGCGCAGCGUUUCCAUGACCGGUUCAGUCUAGCCCUCCUGGUGAGGCCAGAGAGAAAUGCGAGCAUGAGGAGACUGAUAGGCGAGGAGCAGGAGGACGAGGAGGAAAAGGCAUUAACGGCUUGGGAGUGGGAAGUCAAGAAAACCAUGUCUUACACGAGGGGUGAGGCUGUCGCAGAGAGUAAGGGAGGGAAGCAGUGGGUUCAGAAAGCAUGA
Messenger RNA from Diaporthe batatas, 1050 nucleotides. RefSeq lists its product as uncharacterized. Gene Ontology annotation, molecular function: dioxygenase activity. The transcript is spliced from 2 exons. NCBI's taxonomy places the organism in Eukaryota, Fungi, Ascomycota, Sordariomycetes, Diaporthales, Diaporthaceae. The record is from RefSeq and is a predicted model, not a curated record. Bases 1 to 1050 code for a protein of 349 amino acids.